UUGGGCUUCUCUAGGAAUUUUGGCUAGUUUUUGAAGAAAAUGGAGGAUUAUGUCAACAAUCCCGCAAAUAUGCAUGAUUUUAGUUUAAUGAAUACGAAAGUCUUUGCGAACCUAAAAGGCUCUGGCGGUAACAUAUGGGAAGUCUUUGAAGUUUUAGAUGAUGCCCGACGUGCUAUUUUCAGAAAUACCGUCUUUGGCUAUUUUAUUGAUGUCCCUCGUUUACAAGGGGACGCUUUAUUGUUUCAUAAAAUGUUCCUUCAUCAGAUCCGGCCGGACCCUGUUUUAUCUCCAGAUGGAAUAAAACGUUUAUAUUUUCGAGUAGGCAAUACCAAAAUGGUUUAUGGGCCGGAAGAGUUUUGUUUGAUUACCGGCUUCAAUUUUGGGGAGUAUCCAAAAAACAUUGGGAGAAAAGGGUCGGAAAAAUUAAUAAGCAGUAAAAAAAGAUGUUUACUGCGUGAACGGCUAUUUCCGGACCAUACUAAUAGUUCGGUGAAAAUCGGCGACCUGAAAAGUUUAAUUUUAAAUCAAACAUUCCUAGCACUUGACGACCUUGAUGCAGUUAGAGUAUGUUUGAUAUACAUUUUGUGUGAAGGUUUUUUGGGCAAAGAAGUUAACGAUCGGGUGCCACAAGAUUGGUUUUAUUUGGCUGAGAAUUUGGAUCUCUGGAAUAGCUUCGCUUGGGGUAGCUAUCUAUGGGAUUUUACUUAUGUUGACCUUGAGGAUACGUGGAAUAAGAUACAUCAUUAUUUAUCACUUCCUGAGCGUGGUCAAACUUUAAAGUAUUCCGUCUCAGGAUUUACUGCUCCAAUUAGGGUACUCGAUUGAACUCGAUUGAACCAUGUCACUUCCUCCUUUACAUCCGUCCACUUAGUAACAACAUCUGAUUUUUCUCUUUUUUGCCCUUCUCCCAUCUCAUGGUUAAACAAAGAUGUGAUGCGACUCCAUUCAUCACCAAUUAGGCAAUGCGGGGGAGCAAGUAACGGUUCACCAUCCUUAACACUUAGCCAGCACCGUGUUAGAACUAACACCUCGUUUGUCGUCCAUGGCCUUUCAGAAUUGGAACCAGGUACUUCAUUCAAAGAACUUGCUGCAUUCGACGACAUUUCUAAUAAUGGGAAUUCGUUUCGUUUAGGUGAUUUGGGUGUUUGGUUUAUAGAUCUUAAACAUCUAUUUAUAUAAAUAAAUAGACUAUGAAAUAAUACUUUGACUACGAAAUGGUUAUAUUUGGACUACGAAUUUCAGCUUUAUGCAGUGUUUUGUCAUGUCAAACUGUCAUUUAUCUCUUGUCACUAAAGGGACCCACUGGGAUGUGCAGGUUACUACAGUGACUUGUCAUUACUGUCUAGUCAUUUCAAAGUUGGACUUCUCAUUACUGUCUAGUAUGUAUAAAUACCACUUAUUGCUCCAGUUUAAUACAACAUCGAUUUUAUUAUGAGUUCCUCACACAAA
Messenger RNA from Lactuca sativa (garden lettuce), 1449 nucleotides. The record is from RefSeq and is a predicted model, not a curated record. Lineage: Eukaryota; Viridiplantae; Streptophyta; Magnoliopsida; Asterales; Asteraceae.